CGACCGGCCCUCCCAGCCCGUGUGGAGGAAGCUCCAGAGCGGCGGCUGGUGCUGCGCCGAGCCGGCGCCCCUGCCGCCCCGCGCCCCGGGACGCCGCCCGGCCCGGCCCCGCGCACGCAGCGAGCGGGGCAGGUGAGCUGCGCCCGCGCCAUGGCAGCCUCAGGGGCGGUUGGAAGUUGUGACAUCCUCAUCGUCUACGGCCCAGAUGCCGAGGAAUGGUGCCAGUACCUCCAGGACCUCUUUCUGUCCAGUCGGCAGGUCCGUAGCCAGAAGACGCUGACUUACAGGCUGAGCCCCGAGGCCUCCUUCUCGGCCAAGGACCUGAACUUCUUCCUCAGCUCACGCUGCAUCGUGGUGCUGCUGUCCGCGGAGCUGGUGCAGUGCUUCUGCCAGCCGGCCCUGCUGCCCCUGCUGCAGAGAGCCCUCCAUCCCCCCCACCGUGUGGUGCGCCUGCUCUGUGGAGUGCAGGACAGCGAGGAGUUCCUGGACUACUUUCCAGACUGGGCGCACUGGCAGGAGCUCACCUGCGAGGACGAGCCCGAGACCUACGUGGCGGCCGUGAAGAAGGCCAUUUCGGAAGAUUCUGGCUGUGACUCAGUCACUGACACAGAGGCUGAAGACGAAAAGGGGCCUUCCUACUUGAAGCAGCAGAGCCUACCGCCGCAGACUUCACCUGGGAACCUGAUGGUGGUGCAGCCGGACCGCAUUCGCUGUGGGGCGGAAACCACUGUCUACGUCAUCAUGAGAUGUAAGCUGGAUGAGAGGGUGACCACAGAAGCGGAAUUUUCUCCUGAGGAUUCUCCCUCAUUAAGGGUGGAAGCCAAGCUGGAGAAUGAGUACACCAUUUCCGUGAAGGCCCCCAACCUUUCAUCUGGGAAUGUUUCUCUAAAGAUCUAUUCCGGGGAGUUAGUGGUGUGUGAAACUGUUAUCAGCUACUAUACUGACAUGGAAGAAAUUGGGAAUUUAUUGUCCAAUGCUGCAAAUCCUGUGGAGUUCAUGUGUCAGGCCUUUAAAAUUGUGCCCUACAACACAGAGACCCUUGAUAAACUGCUAACUGAGUCCCUGAAGAACAAUAUCCCUGCGAGUGGACUGCACCUCUUUGGAAUUAACCAACUGGAAGAAGAAGAUAUGAUGACAAAUCAGAGGGACGAGGAGCUGCCCACCUUGUUGCAUUUUGCUGCGAAGUAUGGACUGAAGAACCUCACUGCCUUGUUGCUCACCUGCCCAGGAGCCCUACAGGCAUACAGUGUGGCAAACAAGCAUGGCCACUACCCCAACACCAUUGCUGAGAAACAUGGCUUCAGAGACCUGCGGCAGUUCAUCGAUGAGUAUGUGGAAACUGUGGACAUGCUGAAGAGUCACAUUAAAGAGGAACUGAUGCAAGGGGAGGAGGCUGACGCCGUGUAUGAGUCCAUGGCCCACCUGUCCACAGACCUGCUCAUGAAGUGCUCCCUCAACCCCGGCUGUGAUGAGGAGCUCUAUGAGUCCAUGGCUGCCUUUGUCCCAGCUGCCACCGAAGACCUCUAUGUUGAAAUGCUUCAGGCCAGUACAUCUAAUCCAAUCCCUGGAGAUGGUUUCCCUCGGGCUACUAAGGACUCUAUGAUCCGCAAGUUUUUAGAAGGUAACAGCCUGGGGAUGGGCAGUCCGGAGAGGGACCUGCACCCCGGUGGCCAGGCAGAAGAUGUUUAUCACACAGUGGAUAACGAUGAGGCCUUUUCCGUGGACCUGGCCAACAGGCCCCCCGUCCCAGUGCCCAGGCCGGAGGCCAGUGCUCCUGGCACUCACUACCUGCCUGACAAUGAACCGUACAUUUCUAAAGUUUUUGCAGAAAAAAGUCAAGAGCGGCCUGGGAAUUUCUACAUUUCCUCAGAGAGCAUCAGGAAAGAGCCUCUCGUCAGACCGUGGAGGGACAGGCCCCAGUCAAGCAUAUAUGACCCUUUUGCUGGGAUGAAGACACCAGGCCAGCGGCAGCUGAUUACCCUCCAGGAGCAGGUGAAGCUGGGCAUCGUCAAUGUGGAUGAGGCUGUGCUCCACUUCAAAGAGUGGCAGCUCAACCAGAAGAAGCGGUCCGAGUCCUUCCGCUUCCAGCAGGAAAAUCUUAAACGGCUAAGAGAUAGCAUCACCCGAAGACAGAGAGAGAAGCAAAAAUCAGGAAAGCAGGCAGACUUGGAGAUCACGGUCCCAAUUCGGCACUCACAGCACCUGCCAGGGAAAGUGGAGUUUGGAGUCUAUGAGAGUGGCCCUAGGAAAAGCGUCUUCCCCCCAAGGACAGAGCUACGGCGAGGAGACUGGAAAACAGAUAGUACCUCCAGCACCGCAAGCAGCGCGAGUAACCGAUCCAGCACUCGGAGCCUCCUCAGUGUGAGCAGCGGGAUGGAGGGGGACAAUGAGGAUAAUGAAGUCCCCGAGGUUACCAGAAGCCGCAGCCCAUGCCCCCCACAAGUGGACGGAACACCCACUGUGCCCCUUGAGAGGCCCCCCAGGGUACCUCCAAGAGCUGCCUCACAGAGGCCUGCAACCAGGGAGACCUUCCAUUCUCCUCCACCUAUUCCACCCAGAGGUCGCUGAUUCCACCUCCUAAAACCUGCCUACUUCGGGACUUUGAGACCUGCAGUUUCAGCCUGUUAAUGAUGUCUUCGUGUUGAGUAUGAUGGCAUGAGUAUUGACCUUAAGACCUACUCUCAUGGCUGAUAUUGUUGUGGCCCUGCUGGUUUGGGCUUUCCUUGAAGAAGAUAUUAUUAAGGCAUGAAGAAGUGAAAAACUGAGGACUUCAUUCACCAUCACCAAGUAUAUUGAUCCACAUCCUUCUUUGCCAAAAGGAUAAAGACUUAAUGGGAAUACUUACCUCUAAUUUGGCAUGUCAGAAGCCUGAAAAGAUUGAUCAGAAAUGUACUUUAUGAGUGAUUUUACUGAAAUGCACUUAUAUUAGGCCUUACUUAUUUGCUAGUCCAGCAUAACUUCUAGAAGUGGUUAUGAUUUAAGACUUACAGUUUUCAAGUAAGAAGAUAUGUCCUGACUUUUAAAUAGUUCUUCAACUUUUCUGUAGAUUCAGGAGGGUGUCUAAAUGUUGGAGCUGGUCACACAAAACAAACCGAAAAUGACUUUAGAGAGGGAUUAGUCCUAAUUCCUUGUAUGUGGAAUACAAAUCUGAGGUUCCACAGAAGUCCGGAACCAUCUCUAGAUAGCCAGUCACUCUCCCUCAAGAAAUGCCCUCAUGUAGAAAUUCAGUCACUGACUGUUGACCUUCCAGAAAUAUCUUUCCUCCAUAUCUCCCGGGCAUGGGACUAUCAAGUUUUUUUUUUUUUUUUUCAAUUUGGCCACUUAUACUUCACUAUGCUUUCAAAACAGCGAUAUUACCAAGGAACAUCUAUAAAUGGUUGGGAACUGGAAGCUUGAGAUGCCAGCGACCCCAUUUAUUGUUCUGCAGUCUUUAUAGAUCUUAUAAGUUCAGGCCAUAAGGAGAGAGAAGGAUCCUUGACUUUUUCUCUGCCGAGAGGUUAGAAGAGAAAGGAAGAAUGUAAAAUUGAAACAGUUAUCUAUUUUCUUAUAAAUGUAUUAUUACCACUAGGCUUAGGAAAUCUGUGCGGAGAAUAGAGAGCCAUUAGUAUAUCAUGAUUGUCAUAUGUCAUUAAUAUGUGAUUAAUUUUGAGUCACUGGCACAGAAAUCUACCUUCAAAGCACAGAUCCUUAAUUUGAUACUUACACAGUAAAAUUAGUAUCAGACACAUUUCUUUAAAAAAAUAUCAGAAAUCUGGUGAUUUUUCAUGAAAUAUAUUCUUUGUCCCACACAGACAUAUAUAAGCCACACUAUUAAUGAUCUAUUUAAUUACAGUUUUAUUGUGUCCUUUUCUAAUGAUUCGAGGUUCUUUUUCAAUUUCAUUCAUCAGUCCAGCAAACGAGGACUCUUGUUGGAGUUAAUAGCUUCUGGGUCGUGGGUCUUUUUUCUGACAUAAAAUACACUAUUGGCCGUGGCCAUUAAGACAGUCUUUGUGCAAAUCACUUAUCACAGUGCCUGGCACAUAGCAGCCAUUCUGCAGUGGUCCCUUUACUCUCCUUGUCACUCAUUUGGGAGAAAGAGGGUAAUGUGGGAUAAAAGGAGAACAAGAAAUUAUAAUUUUGGUAUUGUUGUCUUUUCUCUUAUUUAUAGGUGGUCUCUUAAGCACACUUGGCUUUGAUAAAAGCUACACUUUUUUAUAUUCAAUAUCUCUAAGCUCCCUCUUGGAUUGCCAAAUUUAGAUUUUUAUAAUUCUCUAAUAAGCAUUUAGAUCAAUAACAUGGCAAAACUUACCGCCAGCUAAUGGUGUUAGCAUCUUUGUGUGCACAUCACUGUUUGUGCAAUAUUGGAAUAUUUUAUUACAUUUUAUUCUUCUGUGAAAGUAAAUGGAAAACAUAAAAUUGAAAGUGCUGAUUAGAAA
Messenger RNA from Felis catus (domestic cat), 4415 nucleotides. RefSeq names its product phosphoinositide-3-kinase adaptor protein 1 (gene PIK3AP1). Gene Ontology annotation, biological process: signal transduction. The transcript has 17 exons. Lineage: Eukaryota; Metazoa; Chordata; Mammalia; Carnivora; Felidae. Gene Ontology annotation, molecular function: phosphatidylinositol 3-kinase regulatory subunit binding; signaling receptor binding. The record is from RefSeq and is a predicted model, not a curated record. Gene Ontology annotation, cellular component: cytosol. The coding region runs from base 151 to 2568 and encodes 805 amino acids.